AUGGGUCUUGAGGAAUUAAUUUUGAUUACAGCAGUUAGUUUUAAAAUUAACAAUACCUAAUAAUAUAAAAAUGCGCUUUAUAUAUGUAAUUUCAGAAAAUGUCAUAAUAAGUAUGCAUAAUAUUAUAGUUAGGUUAAUAGCAGAUUAUAUUAGAGUAGGAUUACUCAAAAAAAGAUUUUCGGAUUCCUUCUAUUACAUGAACAUUAAAUUGAAAAAAAAUGGAGAUUUUGGACAUCCAUAAUCAAACUGA
This is a messenger RNA of Paramecium octaurelia, 250 nucleotides long. NCBI's taxonomy places the organism in Eukaryota, Ciliophora, Oligohymenophorea, Peniculida, Parameciidae. The record is from the annotation of a GenBank genome assembly.